CGGGCAGGGUGAGCCGCUGCGCCCGCCUCUGGCAGGCGCCUGAGCGCGGUCCGCCGGGGCAGGCCGCGGAGCAGCCCCCGCCGCGGGGCCCGUCAGGCGGCGGAGCCCGGCUGGAGAGCGGGGGCAUGGCGGCGCGGAGCCAGGCCUCCCUGCGGCGCCGGCUGCAGAGCUCGCAGGAGGCGCAGCACCGGCAAGCGGUGCUGGUGCGGAAGCUGCAGGCGAAGGUACUGCAGUACCGGACUCGGUGUCGAGAGUUGGAGCAGCAGCUGGCAGCAGGAGGGGGACCCCUUCCAGGCAGGUGGGAAGCCACAGAAGACCAGAGCCUGGAGAAAGCACUGCUUCAGGUGGAAGAGGAGCAGCAAAGGUGUGAGAAUCUGGCAGAAGUGAACGCUCUCCUGCAGGAGCACCUCGAUGAAGCGAAUGAGGUUAAUUCAGCCCUUAAAGAAGAUGUUGGAAAACUGACGGCGGAUUGGAUGAGGGCCCGGGAGGAGCUGGAAUUGAAGGAGAGUGAGUGGCGCAGCGAACGUGAGCUUUAUGACAGCUACCUAAGGGGUGAACGCAGCCGUCUACUCAGCCUGUGGCGUCAGGUGGUAACCUUCCGCUGUCAUUUCCUGGAAAUGAAGACUGCCACUGACCGAGAUUUGUCAGAGCUGAAGGCAGAGCAAAUGAGGCUUUCUGGAUCUAUACUUGUAAACUGCUCCCACCUAAACUGUGGCGUACGGCCCUGGGAAUCCGUUACGCUGGGUAGACCUGUCCUCAAGGAUCAGGCACAGCAGCAAGCGGAACAGGAAAUAAGCCAGAAGACUUGGGCAGUGAUGCACUUACAAGUCGAAGGGGACCCGGAGAAGAAGGAGCUUCAGGACAGACCGAAGGACUUAGCUGCACUUGAAGGAGAACAUUCAUUAUUACAGAGCGAGUUGGUGGUCGCAAGAGAGAUGCUGGAGGAAUCGCACCUUCAGAGGGAUCUGCUGAAGCAAGAGAAACAGGAGCUUACCGUGGCACUGGAGAAGGUAUGGUCACCUUAUUCCGAGGCAGCACUUGUGGGAGAGGCAGCUGUGAUAGCAAGACCACCACAGAUGCUGUUUCUGGCAGUAGAAGACAGGGACAAUGCAGAGCAGUCGGUAGCGGAGUUGACAGGGGCUCAGAAUAAGCUGAGUGCUGAAAUAGCCGAUCUACACGUUGCAGCAGCGAACAUGAGCAGUAUCAAUGAAGCUCUUGCCUUGGAUAAAGUGCAGCUGAACAAACUUGUGUUGCAGCUGGAGCAAGAGCUUGACGUUCUGUCGGGUAAAGUGGACGAGAUGGAGAGAGCAAAGAUCUCUGACCAGGAGAAGCUGAACUUGUGGGAGAGAACAAAUGAGGCGCUGAGCGCAGAGAAAGCCCACCUGGAGCAGCUGCUGAAGGAAGCAGAGGAGCAACAGGAGGGGCUGCAGGUAGAGCUGAGGAUGCUGGCAGAGGAGAAGGCAGAAACCCAAGAGAAACUCAAUCAGGUUCACCGCCAGCAAGAGUCAGCUAGCAGUGGUCUGGAGCAGUUGCGGCAGGAGUCCUCUCGCCAAGGGCAGGCACUGGCCAACAUAUCCAAAGAGAAGGAAUUGCUGGUGCACGAGAAGGCUGCCCUAGAGGUGCGACUGGCAGCCACGGAGCAGGAGAGACGAGGCCUUGCAGAGCAGCUGGCAGAGGCCAGGUCAGGGAAGGAGACCCUGGAAUCCAGCCUGCUUGAGGCUCAGCAGCGCUUAUGUCAGCUGGAGAUCGCCAGGAGUCAGCUUGAAAUCCAACUUCACACAGUCAGGCAGGCCAAGGAGGUGAUACAAGGGGAAGUGAAGUGCCUUCAAUGUGAGCUGGAAGCAGAGAGAUCUCUCCUGAAGCAGGAACGGGCAAACAUGGCGCAACAGCUCUUGCGGACAGAAGAGCAGUAUAAUGAUACCCUCAGACUUCGGGAAACUGAUCACGAAGUGGAAAUAAACAAGCUCCUGCAAGACCUGGCAAGCGAGCGGGAAGGGCACCAUUCAGAGCUACAGGAGAUGCUGGAGCAGUGGGAAAAGGAGAAGGCGGAGACAGAAAGGGAGCACGAGAAGAAGCUGUUUGAUAUGAAGCAGAGAGUUGCUACCAUGCAAGCUCAACAAGAGGAGGAACGGACGAGAGUGGAGAAUGCCAAGCAAGAGCAGGAACGGGCCAGACUGCGAGCAGUUAAAGAAGAACUGGUACGGGAGAUAAAACUUCUUCAGGAAUCAGUCACAGGCUCCGAAACCCGAGCAAAUGCAGCAACAGAUAGGAAUCGCUGCCUUGAACAAGAACUUCAAACUACAUUGUCUAUCUUAAAAAUCAAAAAUGAGGAAGUGGAAACGCAGCGGGAGAAAAUCCAGAUGCUCCAAAAAGAGGCAGCACAGGGAAAAGCUUUGCAGGAGAGUCUCACUCAUAUGACUGCCAUCCUGUCAGAGAGGGAGGGAGAAAUGAAGUUGUACCAGCAACAGAUGAGAAUGCUGGAAAACCAGAAAGAAACGCAUGAAACUACUCUCAGUGAGGUUAUCAAGGACAUAACAGAGAAAAAACAGAAGGUUGAAUCCCAGCAAGAACAGAUACAGGAGCUGGAGAAGCAGCAAGAAAUGCUGAGGACUGCUGUCAGCAAGAUGAGCAAAGAGCUGGAGGAGAGAGACCGGGAGGUGGGAUCCCAGCAAGAACAGAUACGGGAGCUGGAGAAGCAGCGAGAAAUGCAGAGGACUGCUGUCAGCAAGAUGAGCAAAGAGCUGGAGGAGAGAGACCGGGAGAUCCAAUUCCAGGAAGGGAAAAUAAUGAUUCUAGAACGACACGGUGCAUCACAAGUGAGAAAUCUGCAGGUGGAUCUUGAUCAUAUGAAAGGGAACUUGAAGGAGAAGAACUUGGAGCUUCUGUCUCUGACUCAGCAGAUCCAAGCACUGGAAAUGGAGAGAGAACAGGUGAAAUCUCUGCACGCGAGCCUUGGAGACCUGAGGGCAGUUCUUAAGGACAGAGAGCGCGAGUGUGAUUCUCAAAGGGAUCAGUUAAGACUCUUGCAGCAGUACAAGGAACAGCAAGAGGGCUACCUGCAGGAGCUUCGUGGGACACUAGAAAAGAUGACCCUCUCUUUAUCUGAAAAGGAUCAAGAGCUUGAGUCGCAACAAAAGCAAAUCCGGGAAGCUGAAGAAGUCAUGGAAAUGCAGUUAAGGACUGUCCGUGACCAACUGGAGCAGACCUUAGGAACCUUAAAAGAAAAGGACAGACUCCUAGACAUCCAAAAGCAACAAGCAAGGAGCUCUGCGGAAAAAACAGAAGAACAGAUGAAUGUCUUGCACAGAGACUUAGAAUACACAACAGCAAUACUGAAAGAAAAGGAUUUAAUGAUUGAAUCUCAGAAGGAACUGAUUGAGACCUUCCAAAAACAAGAGCAAGACUCUGAACAGCAGAAGGAAAUUCUGCAGCAGCUUCAAGUGGCACUAAAGGAAAAAGAACAAGAAAUGUUAUCCCUUAGAAAGCAAUGUGAGGCGUGGAAGGAAAAGGAGGAAAAGCGUGAAGCUGAGCAAACAAAUCUCCAAGCAACAAAACUGACUCUGAAAGAAAGAGAGGAAAAGAUAGAGGUUCUGGAGGAGGCUAUCUCUAAGCUUCAACAGCAAAAGGAGGAGGCAGCGAUGCAGACCAAAGCUAUACUGCAAAAACUAGAAUACGCUGAAUCUUCUCUAGAAGCGAGAGAUCAAGAGAUAGUGUCUUUGCAAGAGCACGUCCAGGAGCUUCGAGAGCAGAAGGAGUUAGAAGGCAAGCAGGCCAAGAGUCUAGAGCAGGAUCUAGACAAAAUGAGCCAAAUCUUGAAGGAGAACCAUUUGGAGUUCCUCAGGCAGACGGAGCAAAUGAACAUGUUCCGGCUUCGUGAAGAAAGCACGAAAGUAGCGCUAACAUCAUGCCAGCAGCAAGUGGAUCUGCUUGAGCACGCGGUGAGGAAGAGAGAAGAAGACAAUGAAACUCUCAUGCAAAAACUCCAGCGCCAAGAAGAAGAACUGAAGACCUUGCAGAAUCUCCAGCUUAGGCUAACCAAGAAGAAUGAAGAGGUUAGGCAUCGCAGAGAGCAAGAGAAGCUCCUGGAAGAAGCCUUGCACGAGACGGAACGAGAGACCAAGGCCGAAGGUGAACUAGAAGAGUUAGAAGAGGAAGUAAGAGCUCUUCGGGAAGAUCUCCAGCAUGUUCAGCCGACUCUGACAAAGAAGGACGAAGAGAUCAAGAACCACAGAGACAGAGUCGGGUACUUAGAGAAGACUCUGGCGGAGAGAGAACAAGAGCUUAGGAGGCAGAGUGAACUCUUGAAGCAAUUAACAUCAGCUUUGCGAUGGAAGGAUGGCGGGGAGACCCUACAGAAACGAAUCCAGAAACUCCAGAAAUGGGAGGAAGAGGAAGCAGAGAAGAGGCGAGUUCUCCAGGAGAGAGACCGUUCCUUGCAAAGACAGAAGGAGCUAACCCAACAACUGGCGGAUGAGCGGAAAGCCAAGGGGGAAGAAUUGGAGCGCGCGAUUGCUAUUUUGAAGCAGACCGAGAGCAGAGAAGUCAAAUGGAGAGAGAAGGCACAAGCACUGACUCUUGCCCUUACCAAGAGUGAAAUGGCCAACGGGACUCUGAGGGAAGAAAUAGCCAUCCUGCAGAGUACGGUUUCGGAGAGGGACACGGACCGGUUUCAUCAUCAGCAGGCUAUUGCAGAAGGGGAGCAGCUAUCAUGGCUCUCGGAGAAGAGACUCCUGUCACAGCAGCUGGAAUGUCUGCAGCGAGCAGUUGCAAGGCUGGAACUGGAGAAGGCAGAGCUGAAGCAACUCAAUGCUGAGCUCAGGAGGACUCUCGAGCAGGUGGAACGUGAACGGAGGAGACUGAAGAGAUAUCACAGUGGUCGGUCGCUGCCAGAUGCGUGCGGAUUUUCGCUCUCUGACCAGCACAAGAUGGCUGCUUCUAGACAGGAGGAGUCUCACGCUCGCUGCAGUCGUCGAUUAGCUGAGUUGCAGAACCAGGUGUCCCUUCUGCAGACGCAGCUGGCACAAGAACGAAAAUACAAGCAGGACUAUAUUGAGUGCUGUGCCAAGACCAGCCAGGAGCUGUCAGACCUUCACCAAGAGCUGUCUCGCUCCUUAGCAGCUGUGGUCAGGGAGCCCAAAGCUGCUGUUCUGGAAGCAGAGACUCGGAAGCUGGGUCAGCCUCUCUGAACCUUCUUUUCCUGUAGAGGAGCAGCUGCAGCAUCACGGCGUUCCGGUCUUGUGCCCUUCCCGGAAAUGUAUUAUGUUUUGCUGUGGGGAAUGGGGGUACAUCUGUUCUGUUUGCGUCCGGAAGCAUUUCCUAGCGACAGCGAUUUUAAAAUUUUUUUUUUUUAAUAAAAGAGAUUUUGCGGGACUGCACUUUUUCAA
Messenger RNA from Harpia harpyja (harpy eagle), 5384 nucleotides. RefSeq names its product centrosome-associated protein CEP250-like. Bases 126 to 5186 code for a protein of 1686 amino acids. NCBI's taxonomy places the organism in Eukaryota, Metazoa, Chordata, Aves, Accipitriformes, Accipitridae. The transcript is spliced from 18 exons. The record is from RefSeq and is a predicted model, not a curated record.